This is a messenger RNA of Quercus lobata, 757 nucleotides long. Its product is annotated as tropomyosin. Lineage: Eukaryota; Viridiplantae; Streptophyta; Magnoliopsida; Fagales; Fagaceae. The record is from RefSeq and is a predicted model, not a curated record. The transcript is spliced from 3 exons. The coding region runs from base 39 to 509 and encodes 156 amino acids.
UUUUUCAAAGCGCAGAGAGAGAGAGAGAGAAAUCAGAAAUGGCAAUGGAGGAGAGGGGAAAAGGAAGUGAGAGAUGGAGCGGAGCCAUAACCAAUCUGACCGAGAUGGCUUCGAAUCUGGAGUCACUUCAGAAGCUACUCCUCAAGAAAGCUGUCUUUGUUGACGAAGAGACCUUUGCCAAAGCCUCCCUCAGUUCCGAACAAGCCCGUACCAUCAAGGUUCUUGAGCAAAGGGUAGAGACUUUGGAAAGAGAACUCGAUGCUGCCAUCACGGCUGCGGCUCGUGCUCGUUCUGAGAAACGACAGGCCGAGGCAGCUCAGAAAGCUGCUGAAUUACAUGCACAAGAGAUUACAAGAGAGCUUGAGAACACCACAAAGGUAUUUGAGCUGCACAUGGAAGAGUUGCGUGCAAAGCAGGGUGAAAUCUCAAAGCGUGAUGAGGAAAUUAAAGUCCUCCAAGCUAUUGUUCAAACGCUAGGUGGAAAAGUGUCACAUUCUGCAAAUGGUUAAACACUGCUCUGCUGAGCUGAGCUUGUAAAUUCAAGAGAUAGGAACAGUUGAAUGUCUACACUUUACUAAUUGCAAUGUUUCCACACAAAUUCUCUCUCUGCUCUAAUUUGUUAUUGGGUUGAAUUUACUAUUGUAGAUGAAUGAAAGGAUCUCAGCAAAUUGGCUGAAAGUGCUCGUGUAUUUCUUGUUCAUAUUGGUCUUUUAAUCUUCUAUAUUUAAUGAAUGAAAUUGCGGUAGGAGAUGUGAAA